AUGACAGAAGAUUCGUACCCGAAGACGCUGUACGUGGGCAGCCUCGACACCACGGUAACGGAGGAGCUGCUAUGCACACUUUUCAGUCAGAUGGGCACAGUUAAGAGUUGUAAAAUUAUACGCGAAGGAACGAUCGAUCCUUUCGCUUUCAUCGAGUACGAUAAUCAUCAGUCGGCCCAGACAGCAUUGGCUGCCAUGAACAAACGAAUGUUCCUGAAGAAGGAAAUACGGGUUAAUUGGGCAACGAGCGCCGGUAAUCAGCCGAAAACGGAUACGAGCCAACAUCAUCACAUUUUCGUGGGCGAUCUCAGCCCGGAAAUUGACACCGAAACGCUGCGCGAGGCAUUCGCGCCUUUUGGAGAAAUUUCGAAUUGCCGCAUUGUGCGGGACCCACAAACGCUCAAGUCGAGGGGGUACGCAUUCGUUUCGUUUGUGAAAAAAGCCGAGGCGGAAAACGCUAUCGCGAUGAUGAACGGCCAGUGGCUUGGAUCGCGCUCCAUCAGAACGAACUGGUCGACUCGGAAGCCACCGGCACCUAGAGAAAACUCUAAAGGAAUUAAAAGUGGAAAAACGCCAGGGUUUGAGGAAAUCUACAACAAUACCAGCCCAACCAAUACGACCGUCUAUUGCGGAGGGUUCCCGCAAAAUGCGAUCACGGACGAUCUGAUUCAUAAGCAUUUCAUCCAAUUUGGCCACAUUAACGACACUCGAGUGUUCAAAGACAAAGGUUUCGCGUUUAUUCGCUUUGCGAACAAAGAGUCAGCAGCGCGUGCCAUCGAAGGUACACACAACAGUGAGGUGCAGGGAUUUCCAGUCAAAUGUUACUGGGGUAAGGAGAAUGGUGGUGACGUGAAUAGCAACGGAAUGAAUGCGUCCGCGAUUGCGGCUGCGGCUGCUGCCUCCGGUAUGAUUGGAAUGAAUAUGAACGGCAUCGUCAGCCCAUUGCAGCCGAUGCAGUCUAAUGCUGCGGCCGCUGCGGCAGCUGCUGCCGCUGUUGCUCAGCAGCACAGUGCCAACCCGCAGCUCACUCAGGCCACGGCAGCGGCGGCUGCAGCAGGAGCCCAGUAUCCUUAUUCUGCGGCCGCAUACGGUCAAAUGGCAUACUGGUUCCCAGGAGGAUACCCACAAAUACAGACACAAUACAUGCAACAGGGGUAUUAUACGUACCCAACAGCAUACGCACCAGCAGCUCCCCAACAAACUGGAACUGCAGGUUAUCGUAUGAUGCAACCCAACAUGGCAGCAUCAUGGGGCAUGCAAGCAGUCCCAACGGUAGCAACGAACGGUGCAGCAGCAGCUGCUGCUGCCGCGGCUGCAGCAUCAUCACAGCAGCCCGUGAUGUAUGCAACGAUGCCACAGUUCCAAACGCAAUGA
Molecule: messenger RNA, 1374 nt
Organism: Anopheles marshallii
Lineage: Eukaryota; Metazoa; Arthropoda; Insecta; Diptera; Culicidae
Gene: Rox8
Product: nucleolysin TIAR
Exons: 4
Coding region: 1-1374 (457 amino acids)
Molecular function (GO): RNA binding
Source: RefSeq, a predicted model, not a curated record